Molecule: messenger RNA, 645 nt
Organism: Cantharellus anzutake
Lineage: Eukaryota; Fungi; Basidiomycota; Agaricomycetes; Cantharellales; Hydnaceae
Product: actin depolymerizing factor
Exons: 4
Coding region: 6-428 (140 amino acids)
Biological process (GO): actin filament severing; actin filament depolymerization; cell motility
Cellular component (GO): cytoplasm; actin cortical patch; actin cytoskeleton
Molecular function (GO): actin filament binding
Source: RefSeq, a predicted model, not a curated record
UAAUCAUGUCUUCUGGAGUAGGGGUCAAUGAUAAUUGCUUGACCGAAUUCCAAGUCAUCAAGCUCGGAAAGAAGUACAGAUAUGUCAUCUACAAACUCAGCGCCGACAACAAGGAGAUUGUUGUUGACAAGACUGGGCCUAUUGACUCAACCUACGAUUCCUUCACGGCCGAGCUACCCGAAGCCGAGCCACGAUGGGUUGUCUAUGAUUUUGAGUACAAACUGGACGAGGGUGGUCAGCGGAACAAAUUGACUUUUAUUUCUUGGUCCCCCGAUGACGCAAAGAUUAGGCCGAAGAUGCUUUAUGCGUCUUCGAGAGAUGCUUUGCGCCGAAGGCUUGACGGUAUUGCGCUUGAAAUACAAGGAACUGCUUUCGACGAGGUUUCAUACGAAGCCAUUCUGGAUAAGGCUAAGCGGAGUGCUAGAUGAACUUCUAUGCUCGAGCUUCGUAGGGGCGCUGGUGUAGAUCGAGCUAUGCCUGUGCCUUCCUAAAUACCAGAGAAUAUGUAUCUCCAAAUCUGUGUAAGAAGAAGAGGACGUGAUGGACAUAAUUAAUGCCUAUUAGUCUCUAGUCUUCAAGGAACUGACAUUUGUCCAUGCAUAUUAUCUCGGAAUGAAUUUGAGUUGAAUCUCCCCACAAGGCGUC